AACAUCGUCUUUCCAAGACGCUCCAACUCGUCACCUUUCGUCACCUCCAGUGUACCAGGCAUCACUUCCACUCGUUUUAAUAGUCACUCGUUAAUCAUGUUUGCUGUUCUACGCACCUCAAUUCUUGCUGCGCUCAUGCCCGCGGCCGUUUUCGGUGCAACUCAGAGGCGUGCCAUCGACGGGCCUUUUGAGCUCUGGGCCUAUGGCACCGGAAUUGGAGGGUUUCCUUUGUUCUACUCUCGAGGCCUCGCUUUCGCUGGAAAUGUAAGCCAGUUCAGCGCCAACGACUCCAAUGCGGCGAUAGCCAGCUUUGUCACUGGACCUGAUAACUCAUGGAUCGCAUCACCGGUUAACGCAACUACGAACUGGAAUCGUGCUACGCUUUUUAUCCCUUCUACGGCCAUGGAAAGCAGCCUCGUCGGAUUUCUACCGGAGAACAGCGGUGGGAAUGCAUCGAUAGAAACUACUGGAUUCUCGUUCUACGGCACCACCGCUAUGAAGAUUGAAGCUGAUGGGUCCCUCGCUUCUGGAUUCACAGGUUUGCCAGUGAGCGACGAUGUGAUUCAAAUCUUCUGGAACGACACAAGCUCGGGGCAGGUGCCUAUCGCACUGAGGGGUGUUGCUCCAUCAAGCCCUCCUCCAUUUAUUCCAGCAACACAACUUACUCCAGCCACCGGAUCUAACCCGGGAGACGCCAGCAGUGCUUCGUAG
This is a messenger RNA of Periconia digitata, 711 nucleotides long. The record is from the annotation of a GenBank genome assembly. NCBI's taxonomy places the organism in Eukaryota, Fungi, Ascomycota, Dothideomycetes, Pleosporales, Periconiaceae.